UUCAGGGUCCUUACUACUACCUCAUCACUGCUCUAUUACCUUUUGAUUAUGAGCUUGAUUCCUAUUGAUUUCAUCAUUUUUCUUUCAAUUUCUUCUACCUUCAUAUAGUAUUGUCAUGCUUCUUUAUUAUCCUGUUUGUAUAAGUAAUAUAUAGUUUCACUCUUAGGCAAAAUGUUAGCAUGUUUGAAAGAGAAGAGACAUGAACAUAAUCAGACACUUUUCACAAAAAACGGAGGGGCUUUAUUAGAGGAGAUUAUUGCCUUCUGUAAUGGUAGAUCCAAUCCUAUCUGUCAUUUCUCUGCAAAAGAGCUUCCGAUAGCAACAAACAACUGUGAAGCACAACAGAGUUUUGUGCGUAAAAGUCGUUAUACAUUGUACAAAGGUUCUCUAAAGGACUGUCCAAUUUUUGUGAAGAUGUAAUGCUAUGGCGACGAUCCACGGUUUGAUUUGGAAUUCAAAGAUAUUGCCAUUGGAUCACAAAUGAGUGUUCACAAGAAUGUUUUAAAGGUUUUAGGCCUGGAGACCAAAAUACCAUCUAUAGUAUAUGAAUUUGCUGGCACAGAAAUCCUCUCCCCAUGUAUCUCUGCUACUGAUGUUCAGCCACUAUCCUGGAAAUGCAGGUUGAAAAUUGCAAUAGGUAUAGCAAAUGCAGUUGCGUAUCUCCACAAUGCAUUUUCUAGACCAGUUAUCCAUCGAGAAAUUGAUUGCUCAAAUAUCAUAUUGGAUCAGAACAAUGUUCCCAAGCUCUAUGACUUUGGAAUAUGUCUAUCUAUCCCUGAAGGGCAGUCACAUGUAGGGGAUGAUUCUAAGGGGACAAUAUGGUAUAAUGCACCUGAAUAUGUGUUUCCAACUUAUUUAACACAGAAAACUGAUGUUUAUCAGUUCUGUACGCUUCUAAUUGAGCUUUUAAUUGAACAGAAGCUAGGAUCUCUGUGCAAUAGUGUCGAUAGUAGAAUAAAAAAUGAAGGAAUUGAUCAGGAGCAGUUGCUAGAUUUAACAACACUUAUCCAUAGAUGUGUCUCUUAUGAUGAAGAAAAGAGGCCAACAAUGAUCCAGGUUGGCAAACAACUCAGGCGAAUAUAUCACUUUGCACUUCUUCUCAUAUAUGGAGGAACCUUAUUGAUGCCUGGUACCCUUUCAGGCCCCAUAGUCAUUUUUAGUAUUUCUGCGGAGAAGCUUAUUGCCUUCUCUAAUGGCAGGUCCAAUCCCAUCCGUCAUUUUUCAGCAAAAGAGCUUCUGAGAGCAACUAACAACUAUGAUACAAGCCAGAUUUUUGUGAAGGUUGGUGGUUAUCAAUUGUACAAAGGCUCUCUAAAGGACCGUUCAAUUUUUGUUAAGAAGUAUUACGAGCCAUGGGUUGAUUUUGCAAUCAAAGAUAUUGCCAUUGGAUCACAGAUGAGUGUUCACAAGAAUGUUUUAAAGGUUAUAGGAUGCUGCUUGGAGACUGAAGUGCCAACUAUAGUGUAUGAAUUUGCUGACACUAAUAUGCUCUCCACAUGUAUCUCUGUUACUGAUAUACAACUACUGCAGUGGAAAUCCAGGUUGAAAACUGCAAUAGGUUUAGUGAAUGUAAUUGCAUAUCUUCACACUGCAUUUUCUAGACCAGUUAUCCAUCGAGAUAUUAAGUCCUCAAACAUCAUACUGGAUCAGAACAAUGUUCCCAAACUCAUUGACUUUCGACUGUGUAUAUCUAUUCCUGAAGGGCGAUCACACCUAGAAGGGGAUGUUAUAAGGAGAACAGAGUGGUUGACUCCACCUGAAAAUUGGGCUACAAGUUUUUUAACAGAGAAGGCAGAUGUGCAUCAGUUUGGAAUGCUUCUAAUUGAGCUUUUAAGUGGAUGGGACGCAGCUUGCUAUCUAUUGGUGCAUAAUAAAUCGGAUGCUGAUCAAUGCCAUUGUGUCGAAAAUGGUAGAAUAAGAAAUGAAGUAAUUGAUCAGGAGCAGCUGCAGGAUUUCCCAGAACUUCUCCUUAGAUGCAUCUCUUUGGAUGAAGAAAGGAGGCCAACAAUGAUCGAAGUUGGCAAAGAACUCACACGAAUUGAUCAGUCUUUCCCAUCACCUUAUUAG
Theobroma umbraticum is the source of this 2067-nucleotide messenger RNA. Its product is annotated as non-functional pseudokinase ZED1-like. The record is from RefSeq and is a predicted model, not a curated record. Gene Ontology annotation, cellular component: plasma membrane. Gene Ontology annotation, biological process: protein phosphorylation; cell surface receptor signaling pathway. Lineage: Eukaryota; Viridiplantae; Streptophyta; Magnoliopsida; Malvales; Malvaceae. Gene Ontology annotation, molecular function: ATP binding; protein serine/threonine kinase activity.